CAUGCAACCAUUCGCAACGGGCAGCACAAUGGCGACCGAGACACCGACGAGUCUGCCGCCCGAGAGGGUGACUUCCCCGACGCCCUGCCGAAACCUCACCUUCUCCAUCGCGAAGAUUAUGGAGCCGGACAAGCGACUGACCGAGCAAAACGUUAAUCCGGUGCCUCCACCGCCGCCGGCACUACCGACGACGACGGCCACGACGAUUCUGCAACAACCACCGAAUAUCACCUCCUCGUCGUACUCGGCGCAUCUCAAGUCGGCGUUCGAGAAAUAUGUGCCGACCUUAAGGCACCAGGAUUUGCUGCAGCAUUACCCCGUAUUAUCUAAAUACUAUCCACUGUACUAUCCGAGUCCCUUAUUAAGGGCCUUCCCAGGUCCCCCCGCUUCGACUCCGUCGGUUACGCAAAAUUCGCCACCGCCCACGACGAUUCAGGAGGCUUCCUCGAGGUUGAGCCUCACCAACAUGUCGUCGGAGAACCCGCGCGGCAAGAAGAGCCCGGCACCGCGCGGCGAACUCGGCGCCGCCACCAAGCAGAAGACCUUCACCUGUCCAGAAUGCGGCAAGGUGUUCAACGCGCAUUACAAUCUGACGCGGCAUAUGCCGGUUCACACGGGCGCCCGGCCGUUCGUCUGCAAGAUCUGCGGCAAGGGUUUCCGGCAAGCGAGCACCCUCUGUCGGCACAAGAUCAUCCACACCGCCGAGAAGCCGCACAAAUGCGUGACCUGCGGCAAGGCCUUCAACCGCAGCUCCACCCUCAACACCCACACGCGCAUACACGCCAACUUUAAGCCGUUCAUCUGCGAGUUCUGUGGCAAGGGCUUUCACCAGAAGGGCAACUACAAGAACCACAAGCUUACGCACAGCGGCGAGAAGGCGUACAAGUGCAGCAUUUGCAACAAGGCAUUCCACCAGGUCUACAACCUGACCUUCCACAUGCACACGCACAACGACAAGAAGCCGUUCUCCUGCAAGAUCUGUGGCAAGGGCUUUUGCAGGAACUUCGACCUCAAGAAGCACAUGCGGAAGCUGCACGACGCGGGCUCGCCGGUGCUGAACGGAUUGGACGCUUCGGGACAGAGCCACAAUCAGCAGUCGGGCUAUUCGUCAGUGUACCAUGGCCCGGAACACUCCAUCGUUAGUCCGUUCAUCCUUCCACCACCUGGAUCCACCAGUUAUCACUCGUUGAGCAAAAUGUUGUGACAAAGCGAGAACAUGCACUAUCCCAGGAAGACUCAAUAUCCGCUGAUCCUCGGCUCACCUUGCUACCCAGCUGACAUGGGUCAGCUGGUGCAAACGUCCAAGUGAAAGAGACUCGACCUCUUGUUUCAAGAGAAUCUUUCCCCGAUUCGUCAUAAAGAGAAAUCACAAGAUUUGCAAUGUACCUUGCUGGAACUGUACGCACGAUCUUGAAAGGAUGAGAAAAGUAUGACAAACAUUUAACAUGCAACAAGUAAUAACAUUGACGGAUUACUCGAUAUGAAGAAUGAAAACAUGUAGUCGUCCAUUUACGUUGUUAUAAAGGUAAAAAUUAGGUUAAAACAAAACACGAACUUUCUUAAAAUGAAUUUAUAUGAAAUUGUUUUCUUUACAUUUUUAUAAUAUUUUAUGGAUAAAAAUUCUUAACUAAAUUUUUAUGUUUCACGUUUUAUAAAUCCAUAAUCUGUGUGCGUGCUGCGAAUAGAAAUAUAAAACUGUCAAAUUACCAGUCGGAUUGCACACGUUGUAACAAUUUGGAUGAUAUUUCCGAUGAGCAUAAUAUGAAAUUGUGGGAUAUUUACUCAACAGUAUUGAAAAUCGCAAAUAAUUCGCAUCGUGAACGAGAUAAACCAUGUCGCGGAGGUAAACCAAACAAGACACGGACGCCCUAUUAGACCCUUCGCCAACUGGGAA
Ooceraea biroi (clonal raider ant) is the source of this 1894-nucleotide messenger RNA. Its product is annotated as fez family zinc finger protein erm. Gene Ontology annotation, biological process: regulation of transcription by RNA polymerase II. The record is from RefSeq and is a predicted model, not a curated record. NCBI's taxonomy places the organism in Eukaryota, Metazoa, Arthropoda, Insecta, Hymenoptera, Formicidae. Gene Ontology annotation, cellular component: nucleus. Gene Ontology annotation, molecular function: DNA-binding transcription factor activity, RNA polymerase II-specific.